AUGAAGUUGCAGAGGAAGUUCCUGGUCCUCUGGUUCCCCCAGAAAAUGUCACAAAAGGGCAAGCUCCCGGAACUGCAGAUACUCAACUCAAACAAUUUAACAGAGCAGUUUCACGGAGUACUUGAGUUCCUCAACCAUGGAUGCAGUGCUCAGUUCUACAUGAUAUGGUUUUCACCAGCAACCAAGUUUGGCAAAAGAGAAGUCAUGACCACGGACAAUCUCUUAAAAUUCAAUCCUGAAGGGUGCUUGAUGAUCCUAUCAAAAAGCAUGGAUUCAGGAAGUGGAUACAGAAUCCUGAAGCCGCUUCUCGAUCGAGGAUUCAAAGCAGGCCUUCGCAUGCGUGCGAGCGAGGCAGCAGGGGAUCGGCCGAGGCCGUCGGCUGUUUCGCGAUUUGCACGUUUAGGGCGGGGAUGGCGUGAGGAGGCAUUGCAAGGCGUAUCCAGGCGGAGCAAGGAAUCACCAGAUCUGGAACCUUCUGAACCGGAAGAGAUUUUGCAAGUCUGA
Molecule: messenger RNA, 504 nt
Organism: Prunus armeniaca (apricot)
Lineage: Eukaryota; Viridiplantae; Streptophyta; Magnoliopsida; Rosales; Rosaceae
Source: the annotation of a GenBank genome assembly